AGACAAUCAUUAUCCAAAUACAGGCGUCCGGAAAUUACUGUAUGUAGGCUGACAUUGCGUUGUUGGGAGGCAUAAGGAAGCCGAAUCUGGGUGUGUCUGUGUAAUUUAGGAAAAACUGAAAAGGCAUCUGUCAGUAUUGGAGGGGGGCCCAAAACGUCACAGCCAAGGAAGCUGUUGGAGGCGGUUGGGGUCUGCGCGCCGCAGACGGGGAACAACCCUCACUGCCUUCACUGGUCACGGAGCUCCACUAGUUCAAGCUGAAACACUUUGAUUAUAAUAACCAUGACGCGCGGAUUCCUACUUAUUGUCCUUUUAAUAAGCCUGCCGCUCAUCAAUGGGACGCCCUUUCAGCAAAGCAUCUUCCAGGGGAGCGCAUAUUCUGGCGCAGAAACCCGCCAGCGGAACAAAAACUGGUGCGCCUACGUUGUGCACAAGAACGUGAGCUGCGCCGUCGUCGGGGGCACGGAGAGCUUCGUGCAGCCGGGGUUCUUGCCGUGUCCGCCGGAGCUGCCAAACUGUGGCCAGCAAGUGAUAUAUCGGACACACUUCAAGCCCAUGUAUAAGAUUGCCUAUAAGACUGUAACAGAGCUGGAGUGGAGGUGCUGCCCGGGGUACCAGGGCCACAACUGCAUGGAGGUCAAGGACCUGAAGCUCCUCCAAGUGGAGCGUCUGCCCCAGGCUCCCUCUGGAUAUGUUCCAGCUCCACUAGCACCCGAGCAGAGGAGCGAGGGCCACGGGAGCCGUCCACGGGGGCGGGAAGGUCCGCUCCAGGGUCAGGGGGGUCGCGGAGGCCCUCAAAGCGCGCAACACCUGGAGGAGGAGGUGCAGCGACUUUCCCAGAUGGUCCUCGACAUGCAGGCGCGAAUGACAGACAUGUCCUCCAACUUAAGGCUGGACUUCCAAGAGGACGCCAGUAAAAUGGUGCUCAGCCUGCUGAAUAACCUCAGGCAGCCGGCCAGCGCGCGGGGCUCCGAAACUCAAAUCAUUGAGCUGCCAGACUUCUCGUUUGACCACGACGCGCCAUCGAUGGAUCAAGUCAUGAACAAGAUCAGCCAGGUCACCGAUGACCUGGAGUCCAAGGGCAACGCUCUGAACGACCUGCUGGGCCGCGUCAGCGACCAUGACGGGCAAAUCCAUCUGCUAAUGGAGGCGGCCCGAAAGGCAGAGGCCACCCCCCCGCCCUCGCCACCGGCCAGCGAUGCAGACCUGCGUGUCUAUGUGGACCAAAGGAUCCGCGCUCUGAGGGAGGAGCUGAUGGAGGGCAUGGAAGUCAAAAUGGCCGACCUGAAGAACUCCUGCGAGUACAAGAUCACGUCGGUUCAAGAGCAGUGCGAGGGACAGGAAGUGAACUACCUCAGCCUGGCGGAGCUCAUGGAGUCCAAGGAGAGCGACCUCCGCAGCGAGAUCCAGGAGCUUCGGACUAAGCUCGUCGAUCCAGGAAAGGUGAGUCUCAACUCAUCAGGGAGCAGUGGAGAGACAAAGCGCUUCUACGAGGUGGAGAAGAUGAAGAAAGAUCAUGCAGACGCCAUUGAGGCUCUGAGGAGGACUCUGGAGGACAAGCUAGCCGCCAUGGAGGACAGGCUGAGCCCCUUAUGGCUGGAAGCCAGUACCAAGUCCCAGACCCAACCUGGGAAUCAGGACUCUCUGAAGGGCUCUGUUCAAACUCUGGAGGACAGACUCAGUGUCUUGGAGCAGCUGUGCUCCGAUGAGUGCGGAGCCAACGCAACAGCUGUACAAAACCUUCAGCGAGACGUCCAGAGGUGCAAAACAGCUGUAGGAGCUCUGGAGACGAGUCUAAGAGCUGAGAUAAAGGACCUGCGGGACGUAGACCGCAGCACUGACACCCGGAGCUUACGCGGCGAGCUGGGCUCCCUGCGAGGCAGCGUCCGCAGGCUGGAGGCCUCGCUGUCCGACGCGGCGAAGGCGGCUCCAGCGGAGACCGCAGGCGAGCAGGAGCCCCUCGGGACCGGGCGUCAGGAGCCGAGGCGGCGGCCGGACGAGCUGGACCGGCAGGCGAGGGCCGACGGCGAGCGCUGCAGGGCGAGGGCGGAGGAGGUGGGGGAGGAGGUGGGGCGCGUGGAGCGGCGCGUCGCCAGCGUGGAGCGGCUGUGCUCCAGGCUGGACCCCGUCUCCAGCAGCCUGCAGAGGAUCAGAGAGGGGCUGGACAAGCACGUCGCCGGACUGUGGACCUGCGUCUCCCGCCUGAACGCCACCGCCGCCGCCCACGCGCGGGACAUCGGCGGCCUGCGGGGCGCCGUCCGGGGCCUGCAGCCGCACGCGAGCAGCCCUCCCGGGUCCACAGGGGCUCAGGUCACAGUGGAGGACGCGGGGCUCCUCCAGGCCGGGCCCGUCGGCCCCGUGGAUGCCUUCCUGAGCCCGCCGGCUGUGAUGGAGACCGGCGAGGCGGGUCCCCCUGGGAAGAUGAUCCCGUCCAAGCUGCCCAGAGGCACCGACGGCAGCACGGCGCCCGUUCAGGGCUUCGCUGGAGCGCCAGCUUCUCCAGUUAAAUCCACCGACUCCGUGAAGACCGGCGCACCGCUGGUCUCAGAUGUAAACAUGCCUCACAGGCCGUCGCCAUGGAAACCUGCCGCCUCAGGAGAAAAGGCUGCGUUUUCAGCUGGUCUGAGUCUUCUGCCUUUUAAAGAAGAGGUCGGCAUCAUUAGAUUCAACAAGGUGUUGCUCAAUGAUGGAGGACACUAUGACACUCAGACAGGCAUCUUCACGGCUCCAACCGACGGACGGUACCUGGUGACCGCCGUUCUCGCCGCCCAGCGAGGCGAGAGGAUAGAGGCCGUCCUCUCCGUGUCCAACCGAAGCAUCCAGAGGUUGGACUCGGCAGGUUUCCCGUCAGGAGCCGCAGCGCACGCGUCACGUGGCCAAUGUGACUGCAGCGGCCCAGCCUCGCUCAGCCUGGUCCUGUCACUGCAGCGAGGCGACCGACUAGGGCUCAUCAUGACGGCCGGCAGGCUCGCCAUCUCGGCCUCCUCGGAGAUCCUGUCAUCAUUUAGUGCUGUGCUGCUGUACCCGAGCCCGUCACAACGGUAGCCCAACCUCUUUAUAGAAAGACACCUUAUACUGGAGUAAAAUACUGAGAGUGAUUUAUUAUCAGUUAUUAAAUAUUAAUACCAGGUGGAUAAAGCAAACACAAAGGAAAAGGUAUUCAACUAGUUUAUUUCUCUCAUGAACACUAAUAUAUAUAUUUUGCUGUUUAAUGUCCUCUGCAGUAAAGUGGAUUUAGUUUAAAACUGGUUCAUCAACACAGACUCUUAAACAAUCCUUUGCAUAGAAAGCAGAACAAAUAGUUGAACAUGUUUAAUAAAACCAAAUAUUUUUGUGCAGAACACAAAGUAAUCAACAAUCUACAGUCUUGAGGCAGCAACAAAUGUUCUUCAUUGAAAAGUCCAAGAAAAUAUUGUGUGUUCUCUUCACACAAA
Betta splendens (Siamese fighting fish) is the source of this 3434-nucleotide messenger RNA. It is a transcript of the gene emilin2b, whose product is annotated as elastin microfibril interfacer 2b. The record is from RefSeq and is a predicted model, not a curated record. Gene Ontology annotation, molecular function: protein binding. Bases 283 to 3045 code for a protein of 920 amino acids. The transcript has 9 exons. Lineage: Eukaryota; Metazoa; Chordata; Actinopteri; Anabantiformes; Osphronemidae.